Molecule: messenger RNA, 2334 nt
Organism: Cannabis sativa
Lineage: Eukaryota; Viridiplantae; Streptophyta; Magnoliopsida; Rosales; Cannabaceae
Product: chitin elicitor receptor kinase 1
Exons: 12
Coding region: 218-2047 (609 amino acids)
Biological process (GO): innate immune response; protein phosphorylation
Molecular function (GO): ATP binding; transmembrane receptor protein kinase activity
Source: RefSeq, a predicted model, not a curated record
CACGAUAUAAUUUACGACAAUCAUUUUCCCUUAUUUUUAAAUAAUAAACAAAUACAUAACACCGUGCUUAAGGGUUCUUUCAGUCAACGGUCAACGACCCAAUUUGAACCGUCUCUGCUCAAUUCCGAAACUCAGUUUAUCAUUCUGGGGUUUGCUGUAAUCAAUUGAUUUUCCGAAAGUAAUUACCUUUGAUUUUCUGCUUCUUCUUCUUUUUCUAAUGAAAACCGGAGCUGGGUUCUUAUGGCUCCUUCUCUUAAUAUCGCUUUCUUUCAGAGUCAAAUCCAAGUGUCCCCAGAGUUGUGACUUAGCUUUUGCUUCCUUCUACGUUUGGGAGAAUUCGAAUCUCACCUUGAUAGCUGACCUUUUCGAUACGACUCCUGAAACCAUCGUUAGAUAUAACACUGACCAAGUACCCAACAAGGACAGCAUCCGAUCUACCAUCAGAAUCAAAAUCCCUUUUGCGUGCGAUCGCUGUGUAGCUGACGAGUAUCUUGCCCAUGAGUUCGGGUACAAGGUUAUGACCGGAGACACAUACGAGAAGGUUGUUGCGAACUACUCCGACUUGACGACGGUCCAAUCGUUGAACGACUCUAAUAGCUAUGACCCCAACAUGAUACCGGAUACCGCCACAUUGAACGUGUCGGUGAAUUGUUCGUGCGGAGAUACCCGAAUUUCUAAAGAUUAUGGGCUGUUUAUCACAUACCCUCUUCGACCGGAGGACACUUUAAACUCUAUUGCGACUAGCAAUAAUAUUUCAGCUGAUUUGAUAACGAGGUAUAACCCGGGUGUUCAAAAUUUUAGCCAGGGGAAUGGCAUCAUUUUUAUACCGGGAAAAGAUCUAGAUGGCAGCUUUCGGCCUCUGACUUCUAGCUCAGGACUGAAGGGUGGAAUUAUUGCUAUCAUAGUUGUGGCAGUUGUCGCUGGGGUGUUAUUGGUUGCCACAGGCAUAUAUUACAAAUUUUACCGAAAGAAAGUGGAUGGAAAAUUAAUUGCUUCAGAUUUUGAAGAUCAGUCUUCUCAUCAUUUGUAUGGCCCUGAAAGCACAGAUAAAGCUGCAGUUACUUCUCCUAAUGCUGGUGGCCUUGCUGGUAUAACUGUUGGUAAAUCAGUGGAGUUUUCAUAUGAAGAACUUGCUAAGGCUAGUGAUAACUUCAGUUUGGCCAAUAAGAUUGGAGAAGGUGGUUUUGGGGCUGUUUACUAUGCUGAACUGAGAGGCGAGAAAGCUGCGAUAAAAAAGAUGGAUAUGCAAGCAUCAAAGGAAUUUUUGGCUGAACUGAAGGUUUUAACUCGUGUCCAUCACUUAAACUUGGUGCGCCUGAUUGGAUAUUGUGUGGAGGGCUCUCUUUUCCUGGUCUAUGAAUUCAUUGAGAAUGGAAACUUAAGCCAACAUUUGCGUGGUUCAGAGAGAGAGCCUAUGCCUUGGUCUACUCGAGUGCAGAUAGCCCUUGAUUCAGCAAGAGGUCUUGAAUACAUUCAUGAGCAUACUGUCCCUGUUUAUAUUCACCGUGAUAUAAAAUCAGCCAAUAUAUUAAUAGACAAAAACUACCAUGCAAAGGUUGCCGAUUUUGGACUAACUAAGCUUACUGAAGUUGGCAGUUCAUCUCUUCCCACACGUCUUGUGGGUACUUUUGGAUAUAUGCCACCAGAAUAUGCUCAAUAUGGCGAUGUAUCUCCCAAGGUAGAUGUAUAUGCUUUUGGGGUUGUUAUUUAUGAACUAAUUUCUGCCAAGGAAGCAAUUGUGAAGCCAGACGGUUUAGGUUCUGAAUCGAAGGGUCUAGUUGGUUUGUUUGAGGAUGUUCUUAAUCAGCCCGAUUUUAAAGAACUCCGCAAGCUAAUUGAUCCUAGGCUCGGAGAGAAUUACCCGGCCGACUCGGUUCGAAAGAUGGCCCAGCUUGCUAAAGCGUGCACUCAUGAAAACCCACAACUGCGCCCAAGUAUGAGAUCCAUUGUUGUUGCUUUAAUGACACUUUCAUCAAACACUGAAGAUUGGGAUGUUGGCUCUUUCUAUGAAAAUCAAGGUCUUGUAAAUCUAAUGUCAGGAAGGUAAAAGAAUCUCAUGGUCAAUUAAUGGCUCUCCUAUUGAGUGUUCUUUGUUUUUUCUUUCCUUAGUUAAUAUUACUGUAUAUUCUGAACAUUGCCAAGUUGAAGCUAAUCUAGAAAUAUUUCUAGAUGUGUAUAGGUGAGAGUUGUCGUAGCUAUCACAUAUUUUUUGUCUAAUAAUGUAUCUUUGUUAAUGUGGUGUGCAACUAGUUAAAUAAUUGCAUAAGCUGGAUAAUAUUUUAACUUUGAAGUUAUUUAAUUUAAUUUUAUAUUGAAAUGAGAUAUUUAAUUUUA